AUGGAGAUCUCCAUGGACGCGCUGCUAGGCGUGCAGCGGCACGGGCAGGACCUGGCCUACAGGCUCGCGCAGGGCGUCUCGGGCCUCCUCCUCCACGUGCAGCCGCCGCAGCUCCCGUGGCCCGCCCCGCCGUUGCCGCUCAAGCUCAUCCCCUUCGACAUCGAGCUCCCCGCCGUGCCCUUCGUCGGCGGCGGGGGCGUCGACCUCCCCGCCGUGGCCGUCGCCUCCUUCGUCGAGAUCGGCGGCCGGCUCGGGCAGGCGGGCUCCGACCUCGGCGCCUCUGUCGACUGCGCCGUGCAGCAGCUGUCGCGGCAGAUUCCCGUGUUGUUCCGCGCGGAGGGCGCACGGCGCCGGAACUGGGAGGGGGCCGCUGCGCCGCCAACGCCUGCCGCGGUGCAAGAGGGGGAGGCGGGGCUCGCUGCGGAGAGGGCUGCCGAGGGCUGCGGGGUAGCCUUGGAGGGUGUCGGGGAAAGGGAUUCCCUCGAGGAGGUGGCUGCGGCGGUCGCGGAGGCCACUGGAAGUGCCGCCGCCGCCAGUGUGGUCGGUGUCGGGGCUGACGGUGCGGAUGGGUCGGAUGAAGACGAAGACGGGUUCGAGUUCGAGAUUGGGACUCUGAGGAGAUUUAUGAAGCCUCAGAUUUAUGAUGGGUUUUUGUACAGGUUUAGAGUGUAA
Messenger RNA from Hordeum vulgare subsp. vulgare (domesticated barley), 672 nucleotides. RefSeq lists its product as uncharacterized. Lineage: Eukaryota; Viridiplantae; Streptophyta; Magnoliopsida; Poales; Poaceae. The record is from RefSeq and is a predicted model, not a curated record. Bases 1 to 672 code for a protein of 223 amino acids. The transcript has 2 exons.